ACCUCACUUUUUAGUUUUCACAUAGCUCAUGUGGAGGAAAACAGGUGGAAGCUCUUUGUCUCUUUCUAUAAGGGCACUAAUCCCAUUCAUGAAGCCUCCACCCUCAUGACCUAAUUAUCCCCCAAAGACCCUGUGACCUAAUGCCAUCACAGUGGGAGUUAGGAUUUUAAGAUAUGAAUGGGGGUUGCACGGGCAUUCAGUCAGUAAGAAUUUUUUGUUCCCAGUACCUAUCUGUUGUGGUACCUGACAUAGAUACCCAGUGUAUAUCUGUUGCAAAUUGAAACACUGUAUCAGAAACUCAGAAGAGUCUGGAUUUCAUAAAAUAUUAAGGGUAACUUGAAAGUGAUCUGUUUUUUUAUUUUUCAAAGAACAUGAGAUAAAGUUGUUACAUUUUUUUCCAAAAGUUUGGUCUAAGAUUAUUGCUGUUUAUCUUUAUAACUGCAAAAGACAAGGAUGUUAACUGCGAAAGUGUAGAAACUCAUUCCAUGCCACCGUGGAGAGACAGCUGUGUUAGCCCAGUGAUUACAACACUCCCCAAGGACAUAGGGGAGCUGGUAUCUUGGAGGGAGAACAAGCAUGGACAAACACACACACACACACACACACACACACACACAAUUAUCAGUCAGGGAGACAUGGGCCGUGUGAGAUGCUUGGAGGAGAUGCUGCCUUGAGGUGCCUGGGGACACUCAGGGAAGGAGAAAUGGUCCGUGUGUUGCAGAAGAUUUUAUUUAGGAGCUAGAGAUGGAGUCAGCCUAUCUUCAAAAGCACCUUGGGACGUGUCUAAUUCAGGGUCUUGCAGAAGUGGCAAGAGUUCACCCUGUGGAUCCAAGAGAAUAUUUAGCUUUGUGGAUUUACAAGUAUAAGGAAAAUGUGACUAUGGAAGAGCUGAGACAGAAGGAAAUGGCCCAGUUGGAGCAUGAAAGAACAUUGGCACUGGUGGAGCAGGAAUUGCUGGAGAAGCUCAGAGCUGAGGAGCUCUUGUUUCAGCAGCAGCAGCUGGCAUUACAGCUGGAGUUGGAAAUGCAAGAAAGAGAGAGACAGAGAAUAGAAGAACUUGGGAAAGUGCAGGAACAAUUAGAGAAGGAGAAGAGAAUGAAUAUGGAAAAUAUAGCCAAGGGUGAAGAUGCUUUACAUUCAGAGGAAGGAGCACAAGAGUCAGGCAAAACUCUAGCAGAAAUUAGUGAUCGAUAUGGGGCGCCGAACUUGAGCAGAGUGGAAGAAGUUGAUGAACCAAUGUUAUCUGAUGUUGCAUUAAACAUUGAUCAAGAUUUGUAGGAUCAACCAGCCUAAGAUCAAUAAAUUUCUCUGCUUGUUUCAAA
This is a messenger RNA of Heterocephalus glaber (naked mole-rat), 1322 nucleotides long. The record is from RefSeq and is a predicted model, not a curated record. NCBI's taxonomy places the organism in Eukaryota, Metazoa, Chordata, Mammalia, Rodentia, Bathyergidae.